AUGAGCAAAGAGGACAAAAAGAGAAAGGCUGAGGCUGUUGAUGACAUAGAGAAGAAGCUCAAGAAGGAGAAGAAGGAGAAGAAGGACAAGAAGGAAAAGAAGGAGAAAAAGGAAAAGAAAGACAAGAAGGAAAAGAAGGACAAGAAAGACCUGAAGGAGAAGAAAGAAAAGAAAGACAAAAAGGAAAAGAAGGACAAGAAGGAACUGAAUGAACUGACCAAAUUGCAAGACCUGACUGACAGCUCUUCAGACUUCUACACUCAAUCGCAGACUUUGAGCGAUGUUCCAGAAUCGGAAAUCAAGGCCUUCUUGGAAGAAAACGAAGUGGCCGUUGAAGAUCCUCACAACUUGGGACUCCGUCCGUUAUUGUCGUUUGACCAUGUGAAUUUGGUGUCGGAAGUGCAAAAAGUCAUCUCUAAAUUCCCUAAGCCUACGCCAAUCCAGGCGGUUUCUUGGCCGUAUUUGCUCAGUCAAAAGGACGUGAUUGGAGUGGCCGAAACUGGAUCGGGAAAGACGUUUGCCUUUGGUGUUCCAGCCGUCAACAACAUUUUGAAAGAAAAGAAACAGGGCUUGAAGGUGCUUUGUCUUUCGCCCACCCGAGAGUUGGCUUUGCAGAUCUACGAUAACUUGGAGCUUUUGACUAAAGCUACUGGCAUUUCGUGUGUGGCCGUUUACGGUGGAGUGAGCAAAAUGGACCAGAUCGAGAAGUUGAAGACUGCUAGCAUUGCCGUGGCCACCCCCGGCCGUUUGGUUGAUUUGUUGGAAGAUGGAUUGGUGGACUUGUCGUCGGUCGAUUAUUUGGUUCUCGAUGAAGCAGACCGUAUGUUGGACAAGGGGUUUGAGGAGCACAUCAAACAGAUUAUUGGCCACACCCCAGCAAAGGCACAGCGCCAGACAUUGAUGUUCACUGCCACAUGGCCCAAGGAAGUGAGAGAGCUUGCUGCGGAGUUCAUGACGUCGCCCGUGAAAGUCACCAUUGGUGAGAGAGACGAGCUUUCAGCCAACAAGAGAAUCACGCAAAUUGUGGAAGUGAUCGACCCAAGAGACAAGGAAAGAAAAUUGGUGCAGUUGCUCAGAAAAUACCAAUCGGGCAGCAACAGAAACGACAAGGUGCUCAUCUUUGCGUUGUACAAGAAAGAGGCUCUGCGUGUCGAAGGACUUUUACAAAGAUCGGGCUUCAAGGUGGCCGCUAUCCACGGCGACUUGUCGCAGCAGCAAAGAACACACGCGUUGGGCCAGUUCAAGCUGGGCGAGUCCAACUUGUUGUUGGCCACCGAUGUGGCUGCGAGAGGUCUCGACAUUCCAAACGUCAAGGUUGUCAUCAACUUGACUUUCCCAUUGACUGCCGAAGACUACGUUCACCGGAUCGGACGUACGGGCCGUGCUGGCCAAACGGGAAUUGCACACACACUUUUCACCGAGCACGAGAAGCACCUUAGUGGAGCGUUGAUGAACAUUUUGCGUGGAGCCAAUCAGCCAGUGCCGGAGGAGUUGCUUAAGUUUGGUGGCCACACAAAGAAGAAGACCCACUCUGCUUAUGGUGCGUUCUACAAAGACGUGGACAUGACCAAGUCUGCGAAAAAGAUCAAGUUUGACGACUAA
Messenger RNA from Clavispora lusitaniae ATCC 42720, 1602 nucleotides. It is a transcript of the gene DBP3, whose product is annotated as RNA-dependent ATPase. Lineage: Eukaryota; Fungi; Ascomycota; Pichiomycetes; Serinales; Metschnikowiaceae. The record is from RefSeq and is a predicted model, not a curated record. Gene Ontology annotation, molecular function: ATP binding; RNA helicase activity; nucleic acid binding.